ACUGUUGCCUAUUCUUUUGUUGCAGAAGAGUCUUCAGUAUCAACACCUACUGAGCCUUUUGGUCACAUCAUUUUAAGGGAGAAGCUGUCUACAACAUAUCACCAAGAAAAUGACUGUAAUCUCAUUGGGCCCCCAGAUGAGAUCUCAACAAAUGGAUCUAAUUCACUGUAUUUUUCAUGUGCUGAAUCCUCUGCUACUUCAUUAACAACUGUUAUGGAAUCACAGGUCUCUGUAAUAUCAGAUCAUAGAGAAAGCUCAUUAGAAAAAUGUGAGUCUAAAGUGCAAGAGGGCAAUCAAUCCUUGUCACUUUCAACUUGCUCUGGAACUCAAGUCCAAGCUGAGCCAGAAAUGCCAUCCAACCUAGCCAGGUUUCCAUUGGACAAGCAUGCUGACAUUGUUCUGCAGUCUGUUCAGGAGAACCAUUCAUAUGCUGUGGACAAAUCCAUUGCAAUAAAUAGGACGGAAGAAAGACAGACAUUGCAAGAAGAGAAACCUGCUUUUGUGAGCAAUUCUGGAAUAAGUAGUGAACUUUUUAUUGACUCACUAUUCAUUAAACAUUUAGAAGAAGAGAUUCACAGUGUAGAGAAGAAAAGGGACUUAAUUGUACAGCACUGUGAAAGCAUUUUGUCCAUUGAUGAUAAACAAGAUGAAAUGCAUACAGGACAUUUGAAUUCCAAGCAGGCCCGGGCUGAUACUGAAGCCACUAGCAUGGAGGAAAUAACACCUGUAGUGUCCUCUGUUAGUGAAGUAGGUGCAUAUCCCCCAUUACAGUCAGCAGCUUCCUCGAAAGUCAUCUCUGAAGGAUCAGAGCAUUCAUACGCUUUAGCCCAGUUGCAGGAAGAUGCAACUAGCCCUACACAACUGACACCUCUGCUUGGUUCAUGUGGCAAGUGUAGUCCACUGGAUGUUAAAUCCAAAGAGGACCCGAGCAAUAAUUCAAAGACUUUGAGCCCACCCUCUACACCACCUGUAGGUGGACCUUCUUUGGAUGAGCUUCCCAGGUUUACUAGCCAAAGGCCUUCCAAUCUACCUUCUGCCACAGGAACGAGAACUCCCUUAACCAACUGGAAUCCAUCAUCUCCAGCCACUCAAAGGUAG
Sinocyclocheilus grahami is the source of this 1098-nucleotide messenger RNA. RefSeq lists its product as uncharacterized. The record is from RefSeq and is a predicted model, not a curated record. The transcript has a single exon. The annotation marks the transcript as partial. NCBI's taxonomy places the organism in Eukaryota, Metazoa, Chordata, Actinopteri, Cypriniformes, Cyprinidae.